Messenger RNA from Penicillium angulare, 1014 nucleotides. RefSeq names its product cyclase. Lineage: Eukaryota; Fungi; Ascomycota; Eurotiomycetes; Eurotiales; Aspergillaceae. The coding region runs from base 1 to 1014 and encodes 337 amino acids. Gene Ontology annotation, molecular function: arylformamidase activity. The record is from RefSeq and is a predicted model, not a curated record. The transcript has 5 exons.
AUGUAUUCUCAGCUGCCUAGUUUCGACGAUCUACCGCCUGUUGAUGGUAUGCCUCAAGGCUGUGCGUGGGGUAUUUUUGACAAGGAUGGGGAAAAAGAUGUUUUUGGGACACUUAAUCUUCUAACACCUGAUCUUGUUAAGGCUGCGGCCGCAGAGGUGCAGCAUGGAAUUUCGAUUUCACUGAAUUGGCCUCUAGGUAGCGUCAAGGUUCCUGGGCAUUUCCGGAAGGGCCUUACGCAUAAAGUAUUCAAACUUGAAGAUAAACAGACUGAUUUACAUUAUGGAUUUGAUGAUGAGGUAGAAUUCAAUACCCAGGCCAGCAGUCAAUGGGAUAGCCUUUGCCACUUUCUGCACAUACCAACUGGACAAGCAUAUAAUGGCGUGAAACCGACAUGCGAAGAAAUGCAGGGGACCUAUCUUCAAAAACAAUAUAUUCCCACGCUGGACCACUGGCACGACCGUGGCUGUGUUGUAGCACGAGGUGUGCUGAUCGACUUCAAAUCCUACGCUGAGGCCAAAGGAAUUGAAUAUUCCGUUUUCUCGGGGUUUAGAAUUGGAAUAUCUGAUAUUGAGGCCGUUGCAUCGUUUCAAGGGGUCUCCUUCCGACCUGGAGAUAUCCUAAUAAUUCGAUUUGGCGUAACAGAAGCGCUUGGAGCGAUGAGCGGGGACGAACAAGCAGCUGCCAUGGCAAACCACCACGCCUGUGGAAUAGAAGGAAGCAAGGAUAUGGCUCGGUGGCUCUGGAAUCAGCAUUUUGCUGCAGUUGCCAGUGAUAAUGUGGCUGUGGAAGCUAUGCCCCCUCUUGUUGACGGCGUGGAACAGCCACUGACCCACUUGAUCUUGCAUCAGUGGUGUCUAAGUCUUUUUGGUCUCCCGCUGGGUGAGCUUUGGUAUCUUAAGAAUCUCGCGGAUCAGUGUAAACCUCUGGGAAAGUACACAUUCCUUUUGACGUCUUCUCCACUAAAUGUGCCAGGUGCAGUUGGUAGUCCACCCAAUGCCCUGGCUCUACUGUGA